GUGGUGGGGGGACGCCGGCAGAGCACCGCCACACGACGAGAGCACCGCCACCGCCACGGCACCGGCGAGGAAGGCACCGGGCCCCGGGCACCGGCAGAGUUCAGUUUCAGUCUGCUGCAGACACUUGUUGCUCGCGGACGUCCACGCUCGCCUCCCGGCCCGGACCGGUCCCUCGCCGUAGUCACUCGUACUCGUCAACAUCCUCGCCGGCAGUGAAGUGAUGCCAUCAGUGUCUCAGUGAAACCGUUCAGUGCUUCGCCGCCACACGUUCUGGAUUACGCCUCUCGUCGCCCUUUGGAUACCUUCGCCGUCGCCAUGGUGACCAGCGGAGCCACCGUCGCCGCCCCCGCCGGCACGCCCGUGUCCAUGUCCCAGGCGAUGCCGCCCAGCCCCUGCUCGCCCUCGGACAUGCCCCAGCGCAGAUCCGCCGAGAACCGUCGGAGUAACAAGCCGAUCAUGGAAAAGCGGAGACGAGCACGUAUCAACAACUGCUUGAACGAGCUCAAGACCCUCAUCCUGGACGCCAUGAAAAAAGACCCGGCUCGCCACUCCAAGCUGGAGAAGGCUGACAUCCUGGAGAUGACCGUCAAGCACCUGGAGAACAUGCAGCGCCAGCAGGUGGCCCUGGCCACCGCCACGGACCCCACCGUCAUCAACAAGUACCGCGCCGGCUUCUCGGAGUGCGCCGGCGAGGUGGGCCGCUUCCCCGGCCUGGAGCCCGCCGUCCGCCGCCGCCUGCUGCAGCACCUCGCGGCGUGCCUGGGCAACAACAACAGCACCGCCAGCGUGGAGACCGGCCCCCAGUCGCCGGCCCCCGCCGCGUCGCCCGACUCGCCGCUCCAGCUGCAGUUCGUGUCGUCCGAGACUUCCCCCGGCCAGACGCUGUCCAGCAGCAACGGGUUCUUCUUCUCGACGGGCGCCAACGGCGCGGGCCUGCAGCUCGUCCCCACCAGGCUGCCCAACGGCGACAUCGCGCUCGUGCUGCCGUCGUCGCGCGCCGGCCAGCUGGGCCAGGCCGUGGCGGAGCAGCAGGCCGAGGCCGUCGUCAAGGCGUCCCCGCCGCCCUCGCCCUCCGUGUCGCCGGCGCCCUCCCCGCUGCCCAUGCUGAUCCCCAUCCCCCAGCGCACCGCCUCCACGGCCUCCGCCACCUCCUCCGCGUCGGGCUCCUCCUUCGUGUCCACCUCCACCUCGCCGGCGGCCUUCGACCGCAUGAGCUCGCCGCCGCAGACGCAGCCCCACAACCUGAGCACGGCCGUGCACAUGCACACCAUCGAGCGCGACGGCGGCGCCUCCCCCAUGCCCAUCGCCUUCCCCCCCUCCCCGCUGUCCAACUCGUCCAACUCGUGCGGCUACGACAUGCAGUACACCGAGGAGCACAAGCCCCUGGCCCUCGUCACCAACAGGAAGAAGUACGAGAUGGAGGUGGACGACGACCAGCCCUGCUGGCGGCCCUGGUGAGCGCGCCGUCCGACGCCGUCCCGUCAUCGCCGCCGAACAUGUUCCUGCCUCCCCGCGCACCACUGCACCCGCACCGCGGGCCGCUCCGUACUGACGGUGCAGCGAGGGGGCGAUAUGAAAGACUUCGUUGCUCAGGCUUAUACUGUAUUGACUGUGAUCUCAUUAGUGGAAAUUGAACAUCCCAUGCCAUUUUUGUACUUACUCGAUUUGAGAAUUAAUAUGAUUCCUGACUUGUGUACCUCCUGACGCGCAUGUUUCCAUGUCUCUUGUUUGGGUGCUUCGUUUUGUGUUGAUGUUCAAUUCACUCUAAUAUUGCUGUUAUGUUAAAUGUUAAACAACAUGCAAAUAUAAGGUUAAGUUUAUAUUUUUGCAAAGAGUGAUUUCUAUGUUAGUUUUUUGAACGCUUUAUUUUGUUUGUACAUUAGAAUGUAAAAAUACCAAGUACAAUUCUCGUGCCUUACAACAAGAUUCACAAAGGUCUUCCAAGUUGUACAGUGAUAGUGUUUAUUCAAGAGUUUAUUUAAAGUAUUGCGAUAAAUAUUGUUCUUGGAAAUGUUUUGAUUAAAGCACAUUCCAUUUAAUA
Molecule: messenger RNA, 2041 nt
Organism: Thrips palmi
Lineage: Eukaryota; Metazoa; Arthropoda; Insecta; Thysanoptera; Thripidae
Gene: hry
Product: protein hairy
Exons: 3
Coding region: 316-1458 (380 amino acids)
Biological process (GO): regulation of neurogenesis; anterior/posterior pattern specification; regulation of transcription by RNA polymerase II
Cellular component (GO): nucleus
Molecular function (GO): RNA polymerase II cis-regulatory region sequence-specific DNA binding; protein dimerization activity; DNA-binding transcription factor activity, RNA polymerase II-specific
Source: RefSeq, a predicted model, not a curated record